Prunus armeniaca (apricot) is the source of this 1254-nucleotide messenger RNA. NCBI's taxonomy places the organism in Eukaryota, Viridiplantae, Streptophyta, Magnoliopsida, Rosales, Rosaceae. The record is from the annotation of a GenBank genome assembly.
AUGUUGGAGAGCGGUGCCAAAUUCACUGGAAUAAUUGGUCUAAACAACCAUGAUAACAACUUUGAUGAUUUGUCGCAAGGCUUUUACCACAAACUCCAUGAGGGUGAGGGUACCAACAUGUCCAUCGACAGUUUGCAAACUAGCAAUGAUGGAGGCUCUGUUGCCAUGUCUAUAGACAACAGCAGUGUUGCUUCAAAUACUAAUGAUUCUAAAACUCACAUCUUGAACCACCAAGGGCUGCGACGACGUGCAAAGGAUAACUACUCUGUUGCACAGAGUGUUAACCGCCGAGGAAGAGUCACACAUGCUCUUAGUGAUGAUCAACUUGCUCGAGCUCUAAUGGACAUCCAUUCCUCGACAGAGGGGCUUGAGAAUUACGAGGACUGGACAAUUGACUUAAGAAAGCUAAACAUGGGUGAAGCGUUUGCACAAGGUGCUUUUGGGAAGCUAUAUAGAGGCACUUACAAUGGCGAAGAUGUUGCUAUCAAACUUUUGGAGCGGCCAGAGAAUGACCCAGAAAAGGCCCAGCUGAUGGAGCAACAGUUUCAACAGGAAGUGAUGAUGCUGGCUACGUUGAAGCAUCCAAACAUAGUUCGUUUUAUUGGUGCCUGCCGUAAACCAAUGGUUUGGUGCAUUGUAACUGAGUAUGCUAAGGGGGGUUCAGUUAGGCAAUUCUUAGCAAAGCGGCAGAGCCGAUCAGUUCCAUUGAAAUUAGCAGUCAAGCAAGCUUUGGAUGUUGCGAGGGGGAUUGAAUAUGUUCAUGGGCUUGGGUUGAUUCACAGGGACUUAAAAUCUGACAACCUGUUGAUUUCUUCAGACAAAUCAAUAAAAAUUGCUGAUUUUGGGGUUGCCCGUAUUGAGGUGCAGACGGAAGGAAUGACACCAGAGACUGGGACGUAUCGCUGGAUGGCUCCGGAGAUGAUCCAGCAUAGGAAAUACACUCAGAAAGUUGAUGUUUAUAGCUUUGGGAUUGUUCUUUGGGAACUUAUUACAGGGAUGCUUCCAUUCCAGAACAUGACAGCAGUGCAGGCAGCAUUUGCAGUUGUGAAUAAGGGUGUCCGUCCUAUCAUUCCCAGUGACUGCUUACCUGUUCUUGGCGAGAUCAUGACACGAUGCUGGGAUGCCAACCCUGAUGUCAGGCCACCCUUCACUGAAGUUGUGAGAAUGCUUGAGAAUGCUGAGACUGAGAUCAUGACAACUGUUCGUAAGGCCCGCUUCAGGUGUUGCAUUACCCAACCAAUGACGAUGGACUGA